AUGGAAGGCCGCGUCAACUUGCCACCAAAGAUCAUGCUUGACAUUUUUUCAAGGCUACCAGUGAAUCACUUGUGCCGGUGUAAGUGUUUAUCAAGGGUAUGUCGAUCCCUACUCUCCGAUCCUGAUUUCGUUGCAAAGUACAACAACAAUGUGUUCUUCCAAAGAAGGCGCCUCCUCUUUACUAUUCUUGCUGACUCGAGACCAGGGAUAUACUCAUUGAAUCUCGACCAACUUCUCAAUGAGAAUCCUAAUGUUGAUGCUGGUGGUUUAGUAGCAGCAGCAUCCACUGAGCUCGACUUUGUUUACGAUCAUCUUCGGCACCUUGCUCGCUAUUGGUUUCCCUUUGUGCAUGGUCCCUGCAAUGGCUUAUUCUUGUCCCAGUUAUAUUUUGGAGACUUCAGUUACAGUUUGGUUAACCCUGCAACCAAGGAAUCAAAGAAACUACCAAAGAUACCAAUAUGGAGACGACCAAUGAAGCCUUUCUCUUUGCAACUAUAUGGACUUGGAUUUGAUCCCUCCACAAACGAAUACAAGGUGAUUAACGGGCAGGAUUACGGUGAUGGAAUUGUGUUUAGUGUCUAUACAUUGCAGACUGAUUCUUGGCGACAGAUUGACGGCUCGUUUCCCUACAAAGCUCUCGGUUAUGAUGGAAUCAUGGUGAAUGGGGCUGUUCAUUGGUUGGUGAGGAAGGUUGCAGAUCGAUCAUUAGUGAUUAUAUCUUUCACUUUAGCAAAGGAGGAGUUCAGGGAAAUUCCAGUACCACCCGUUCCAAGUACUCUUUCAAUUAAACUAGGGGCAUUCAGAACCUGGCUAUGUAUAACAUUAGUAUCAAAACAGACUAAAACAGCAACGGAGAAAAAGCAGAUAACAUAUAAUCAGUUCUGGGUCAUGAAUGAAUAUGAAGUGAGCGAAUCUUGGAUUACAAUGCAGGUCUCCAAACCAUAUAAGACAUUAUCACAUUCCGGUUUCUGGACAGAAUCUCAUGAUCUAAUGGUGUUUGAUAGAUCAUCUUUGGUUAUGUACAAUUUUAGUGAUGACAAAUUUUGGACUCUUGAUGUCGGCAAAGUUGGUACCUUUUGUAACGUUGGUACCUAUGUAGAGAGCCGAGAGCCUACCUUUCACUCACCGAUCAAGAACAGCUAUUGA
This is a messenger RNA of Fragaria vesca subsp. vesca, 1146 nucleotides long. Its product is annotated as F-box/kelch-repeat protein At3g06240-like. Bases 1 to 1146 code for a protein of 381 amino acids. The record is from RefSeq and is a predicted model, not a curated record. The transcript has a single exon. NCBI's taxonomy places the organism in Eukaryota, Viridiplantae, Streptophyta, Magnoliopsida, Rosales, Rosaceae. Gene Ontology annotation, molecular function: protein binding.